Molecule: messenger RNA, 1886 nt
Organism: Venturia canescens
Lineage: Eukaryota; Metazoa; Arthropoda; Insecta; Hymenoptera; Ichneumonidae
Product: proline-rich protein PRCC
Exons: 3
Coding region: 150-1505 (451 amino acids)
Cellular component (GO): nucleus
Source: RefSeq, a predicted model, not a curated record
UAAUUUCUCUCACAAGUAUGGAAACGGAUUUGACAUCGAACACAAACGUCUCAAAUACGAUAAUUUUUGUUAAUUUUUUAGAAUAAAAAGAUUUAGCUGAAAAAGCUUUAGCUGCUUCUCAACUCUAGGUUCGUUUGUUUGAUUCAACGAUGAGUCUUGUGGCGUACGGAAGUAGUGACGAAAGUAGUGACGACGAGGUUAAUCCUGAAGCGAAAGGUUCACAAAAGAAUGUUGAAGAUGAACUACAAAACAAAUCUUCAAACGUAACUGUAGACUUUAGCAAAAGUUUCAACACUCUUAUGAACUUGCCGGCACCGAAGAAUCCACAAAUUCCAUCAGAAAACCAUUCGAAUGGUAACGCCGAAGUUACCAGUGGUACAUUAGGUUUUGGUGCUUUACCGAAACCUAAAAAUUUUCAAAAUGAAUACCAAAACGUUCCUGAAGAUGAUGACAUCCCUCUGUUCAAGCCCAAACAAACCGUCGUUGAAGUACCAAUGAAAAAAGACAGAACUCCUGCAAGGAUUUCUAUUCCUUCAUUGUCAGAGUUCAAAGACGUCGACGAGGAUCUAGAGAACAGUAAACAUCGACCUAUAGCCUCAAAAAAGGGUACUGGACUGUUUUCAAUUCUUCCUCCACCAAAGAGUGAAGUAACAAUAAAGAAGAACAAUCUUAUUCCACACGUGCUCACAAAAGCUGGAAUCAAUGCAGGGCCCAAAACAACAGUAUCAAAAGUUCCUGUCUCAAAACCAGAAAAGCCCAGGGAGAUCAAAAUAGCUGAAAAACAAGUUCCUAGGCUAUUGACAACGAUGGAUUACGACUCGAAUUCCGAGGACGAGGAAGAAACUCAUCAAGACUUCUUUUCACUCUCAAAACCGGUUAAUUCACCAGAGAUUCCAGUUCUGCCAAAAACGACCAUUUUGAUGAGCACUGUAAAAAACAAUCUGAAAAAUCCAUCGACAGUCAAUAACCACGAAACAGGGUUUCAAAGCACAGUCGAAAAUUUGGACACAAGUAAAUCUGUUACUACGCCGGAGAGCGAUCAAGGACAAAAUUCUACUCUGAUUAGUACUGUCAUGAAUUUACCACGAGAGGAAAUUUUACUAAAAAACAAAGCAGAAGUUGGCCCCAAAUUACCAGUUCCAGAGCAGGAAUUCAACGUCGAUGCGGAGGGCAACGUUGCCUUUGACGAGAAGGCGAUUGAAUAUCUUUGUGGCAAGCGCGGAGUGAAAAGAAAGAACAAGAUGAUAGAGGAGGCUAACAUCAUUGAGAUCAACGGUGAAGACAUAAAACCAGAUGAAAGAGAAUGGUUGGUUAAAGCAAUGACAGAGGAACCUGUUCAGAGGCCUGUGUCGAUGCAGGGAGCUGGACCCAGCAGUCAAUCCAAGAAAAAACAUCAAAUCACUUACCUCGCGCAUCAAGCCAAAGCCAUGGAAGUCGAGCUCAAAAAUACAUGGUCCCAGAACCGUAUGGCCAGAAAACAAACACAAUCCAAAUAUGGAUUUUAAUUGGAUCUUUCCUUAAGGCCCAAAAAGCAUUGGAUUUUUGCUUAUUACUAAAUUCUUCAUAUACAAAACUGUUGUAAAUAUUAUUUGUUUUUUUGCAGAAAAAAUAUUUUCUUUAUUAUGAACGAAAUAUUUCGUUUUGUACUCCCAGGAUUAAUUUUUUUUGACAAGAACUCGUACUGAAACUCAUCAUGCCAACUGCAUAGGAGAAUAAUGCAAUUAUAUGAACGAUGUGAAGAAAUUUCCUGCCGAUGUGUAGAAGAAAAUUUUUUUAUCAUUUUGUCGUUUGCCACUGCACAGUAGCCCACAAAUGUACAAAAAUACAUUUAUUUCUUCAAUUAAGAUUGUACAUAGUGAAAAAUAUAUAUUUUAUGGAAACCCUAA